AUGUCACCAGACCACAAGAAGGCAAAGCCACAAGGAGAGACCGUCACCGGAGCGUAUCCGACUGUCCAACGUUCUCCGCACACAACCCCUGUUGGCGGCGUUGGUGACCUAGGCGGUUGUGGUAGGUUGAAAACGGGUUGGAACCAUAAUAUACUGUAG
Molecule: messenger RNA, 159 nt
Organism: Baudoinia panamericana UAMH 10762
Lineage: Eukaryota; Fungi; Ascomycota; Dothideomycetes; Mycosphaerellales; Teratosphaeriaceae
Exons: 1
Coding region: 1-159 (52 amino acids)
Source: RefSeq, a predicted model, not a curated record